UCAGGGGCUGCGUGCACCAUGGCCUGGACCCCCGUCCUCCUCGUGCUCCUCUCUCAGUGCACAGGUUCCCUCUCCCAGCCUGUGCCGACUCAGCCGCCCUCCCUCUCUGCAUCUCCCGGAGCAACAGCCAGACUCACCUGCACCCUGAGCAGUGAUCUCAGUGUUAGUGGUAAAGACAUAUACUGGUUCCAGCAGAAGCCAGGGAGCCCUCCCCGGUAUCUCCUGUACUACAACUCAGACUCCGAUAAGCACCAGGGCUCCGGGGUCCCCAACCGCUUCUCCGGAGCCAAAGACACCUCGGCCAACGCAGGGCUUCUGCUCAUCUCGGGGCUCCAGGCUGAGGAUGAGGCCGACUAUUACUGUAAUAUAUGGGACGGCAACUCUAAGUCUUACACAGUGAUCCUGUCCCAGAAGGAAGUGAGACAAAAACCAUGGGCUUAA
This is a messenger RNA of Pteropus alecto (black flying fox), 441 nucleotides long. RefSeq names its product immunoglobulin lambda variable 5-37. The transcript has 2 exons. Gene Ontology annotation, biological process: immunoglobulin production; immune response. The coding region runs from base 19 to 441 and encodes 140 amino acids. The record is from RefSeq and is a predicted model, not a curated record. NCBI's taxonomy places the organism in Eukaryota, Metazoa, Chordata, Mammalia, Chiroptera, Pteropodidae.